Gracilinanus agilis (Agile Gracile Mouse Opossum) is the source of this 2508-nucleotide messenger RNA. It is a transcript of the gene PPP1R9A, whose product is annotated as protein phosphatase 1 regulatory subunit 9A. Bases 1 to 2508 code for a protein of 835 amino acids. The transcript is spliced from 17 exons. Gene Ontology annotation, cellular component: postsynaptic density; dendrite; actin cytoskeleton. Gene Ontology annotation, biological process: neuron projection development; virion assembly; actin filament organization. Gene Ontology annotation, molecular function: actin filament binding. The record is from RefSeq and is a predicted model, not a curated record. NCBI's taxonomy places the organism in Eukaryota, Metazoa, Chordata, Mammalia, Didelphimorphia, Didelphidae.
AUGGCGCUCCCUGGUGGCGACGAGGGACAGGAGGACCUGCGAGACUGCUGGGAAGAGCUGCGUGAACUGAUGGGGAACCUCUAUAACUGGAAGAAUCCGAGUCCAUCCUUCUUGGACAGACCCCCAAAACUCAUUGACCUGCCCGUCAAUUUGGCUAAAAUUGAGACAGUUAGGCAAGGCCCCGAGGAGAGCCCUGCAGCUUUUCUGGAACCCCUCCAAGAGGCCUUCUGCCUCUAUACCCCUAUGGACCCUCAGGCAGAGACAAGUGGCGCAGCUGUCCUCCUGGCUUUCGUUAACCCAGCAGCCCCAGAUAUUAAGCGCAAGAUCCAAAGGGCGGCGGCCCCCCCGGACGCUUCGGCCGAGCAGGGCCCCCCCGCGGAGGCCCCCCCGGGGAAGGAGGAGGCCCCCGAGGGGCCGAGCGCGGCCGAGGCCGAGGCGCAGGCGCACGUCUACGCGCCGCACACGGACUACAGCGUCUACCGCGUGCGCUCCAGGUAUAGCUCGGACUGGGCCGAGCCGGGCCCGGAGGAGCCCGACGAGCAGGACGACAGCGACGAGCCGCAGGACUACCAGCCCAGCCGGGACUACGUGGAGAUCGGCGGCCUGCCCGAGGAGGACGAAGUCCCGGCCAGCCGCAAGAUCCAGUUCAGCCGGGCGCCCAUCAAGGUUUUCCACACGUAUUCCAACGAAGAUUACGACCGGAGAAACGACGACGUGGACCCUGUGGCGGCGUCCGCCGAGUAUGAGCUCGAGAAGCGCGUGGAGAAGCUGGACCUUUUCCCAGUGGAGCUAGAUAAAGACGAGGACGGCCUCGGCAUCAGCAUCAUCGGCAUGGGCGUGGGGGCAGACGCCGGCCUGGAGAAGCUGGGCAUCUUUGUGAAGACGGUGACCGAUGGCGGAGCCGCCCAACUAGAUGGCCGGAUCCAAGUCAACGACCAGAUCGUCGAGGUGGACGGCAUCAGCCUGGUGGGCGUCACUCAGAACUUUGCUGCCACUGUCCUCCGGAACACCAAGGGCACGGUCAGGUUCGUGAUUGGGCGAGAAAAGCCAGGCCAAGUGAGCGAGGUGGCCCAGCUAAUCAGCCAGACCCUGGAGCAAGAGAGACGCCAGCGGGAGCUCCUGGAGCAGCAUUAUGGCCAGUAUGACGCAGAUGACGACGAGACAGGGGAAUACGCCACCGACGAGGAGGACGAGGACGCGGGGCCGACCCUCCCCAGCAGGGACCUGGCCAUCGAGGUGUUCGAGCUGCCGGAGAACGAGGACGUGUUCUCCCCGUCCGAGCUGGACACGGGCAAGCUCAGCCACAAAUUCAAGGAACUCCAGAUCAAGCACGCGGUCACCGAAGCGGAAAUCCAGAAGCUGAAGAACAAGCUCCAGGCCGCGGAGAACGAGAAGGUGAGGUGGGAGCUCGAGAAGAGCCGCCUGCAGCAGAACAUCGACGAGAACAAGGAGCGGGUGCUGAAGCUCGAGAGCUACUGGAUCGAGGCGCAGAGCCUGUGCCACACGGUGAACGAGCACCUCAAGGAGACCCAGAACCAGUACCAGGCCCUGGAGAAGAAGUACAACAAGGCCAAGAAGCUCAUCAAGGACUUCCAGCAGAAAGAGCUCGACUUCAUCAAGAGGCAGGAAGCCGAGAGGAAGAAGAUCGAGGAGCUCGAGAAGCUCCAUCUGGUGGAGGUCCAGGGCCUCCAGGCCCGGAUCCAGGAGCUCGAGGCCGAGGUGUUCAGGCUGAUGAAGCAGAACGGGAGCCAAGUGAACAACAACAACAACAUCUUUGAGCGCAGCACGGGCCUGGGGGGCGACGGCCCCAAGGGGGAGGCCGUGGAGAACGCCGACACCCAGCACGUGUCCGCUCAAGACCUGAACGAAGCUGUCCCAGAGACGGAGCGACUGGAUUCCAAAGCCCAGAAGACCCGAGCCCAGCUCUCUGUGAAGAACAAGCGGCAGAGGCCCUGCCGGGGCAGACUCUACGAUAGCGUCAGCUCCACGGACGGGGAGGACAGCGUGGAACGGAAGACUGGCGCCUUCAGGCGGCCACAGGCCGCAGCCACCGACCUGCCAAAGGAAGCCCCAUGGCCGCCUGCGGGGGCACCAGCCACCUUCCCGCUGUUUCGGGGGAAGCACUUCCCUCCGCUCUCCUUCAAAGCCCGCUCCUGCCCCAGGAAAAGGGUCCAGCCCGAGCCUCCCGGAGUGCUGCCGCCCGCUCGGCCGACGCGCGCUCCCUUCUCAUGGUUUAGUGCCCGCAGAAAAGGACCGCCAGCUCCUGCCACUGCCCCGGAGCCUGCCCCCGGGCCUCGGAGCCCAGAUCCGAAGGGGGCCCAGGUAGAGAGCGGCAGCCUCGAGCCACCCGCGCUGCAUGGAGCUCUCACCGCACUGGGGACCCGCCGCAGCGACCACUCAGAGCCCCGAAGCGCUUGCAGGGGGCGCCGCGCCGCGCCCGGGGCUCCUAGGCCGGCAGGGGGCGACAAAGCCCCGGAGCGGCCGGUCCGUCCCGGCGCGGGACGCUGA